This is a messenger RNA of Homalodisca vitripennis (glassy-winged sharpshooter), 3873 nucleotides long. RefSeq names its product alpha-1,3-mannosyl-glycoprotein 4-beta-N-acetylglucosaminyltransferase B (gene Mgat4a). NCBI's taxonomy places the organism in Eukaryota, Metazoa, Arthropoda, Insecta, Hemiptera, Cicadellidae. Gene Ontology annotation, cellular component: Golgi stack; endoplasmic reticulum; endoplasmic reticulum-Golgi intermediate compartment. Gene Ontology annotation, molecular function: acetylglucosaminyltransferase activity. Gene Ontology annotation, biological process: protein N-linked glycosylation. The coding region runs from base 135 to 1838 and encodes 567 amino acids. The record is from RefSeq and is a predicted model, not a curated record. The transcript is spliced from 14 exons.
AGGCGGUCUUGUCACCAGCUGCACAUACGUGUCACAAGUAUUCCGUGGUAACAGUGAUUCUGUAUCUGUGAUUUACAUGGGUCCGUUUUAGUGAAAACACUCUUGUCAGUAAGGUACGAGGGAUUAGACUGGAAAUGGUUAGAUUGAGAUUGUAUUUUGGUGCGGGUAACAGGGCCAUGGCGCCAAGCCUAGCCGCGCUGCGCCGCCGCCACGUCCUGUUCGUUCUCAUACUUGUCUUCGUGCCGUGUAGUAUCUUCGUGCUUUUCUCUCAGCCAGACUUGAAGAUCCAAGAGCAAGCGGUGGUACAAAGGAUAGCUGAGCUACAGCUGAAGUUGCAACACCUGGACGCCAUGUACCGAGAGAGGGAGGAGGACGUGCACGUGCUGAGCCAGCAGUUGGGUCAGUUGCUGAUGGAGUCGCUGCCUCCCGGUGGUAACGUCAGCAACUCUCUGCCGCUACACCUCAGCCCCGAAGUCCGCACCUUACUCCGUAAUCUCACUGGACUCCGGCCCGGUGGUGGUGACUCUACACAACUGCUACGUCUCCCUUCAGCAUACCAGUUCCUGCCUCACCUGCUUCUGAGUCCGUCCAGUCUCAGGCCGGCCAUCAGCAUAUCUAGAGGACGAUCUGGUGUGUCAGUUGUCCUGGGGAUACCCACAGUGAAGCGGGAGGUCCAGAGCUACUUGCUGGCAACCCUACAGAACAUCCUGGACAGUAUGACUCAGGAGGAGGAGGAAGACGUCCUUAUUGUUGUAUUCAUAGCAGAGACCGAGGAGGAGUAUGUGAAUCAAGUUGCUAACGAAGUGAGAGAUCACUUCCUUGAGGAGGUGGAAGUAGGAUUGAUCGAGAUCAUCGCACCAACAGCCGCCUACUAUCCGGACUGGAACACGCUACGUGUAACUUUAGGUGACUCAAGGGAGAGAGUGAAGUGGCGGUCGAAACAAAAUCUGGAUUUUGCGUUUCUGAUGAUGUAUGCCCAGCCGAGAGGGAUGUUUUAUAUACAGCUGGAAGAUGAUAUCCUUGUCAAGCCUCAGUUUGUCUCCACCAUGAAGACCAUUGCCCUCGAGAGGAUCGCCAACAAGCAACAAUGGUUCGUCCUCGACUUCUGUCAGCUCGGCUUUAUAGGUAAAAUGUUCAGAUGUGUGGAACUCCCUUGGCUGAUCCAAUUCUUCUUCAUGUUCUACAACGACAAGCCUGUGGACUGGUUACUGGAUCAUGUCAUUCACACAAAGGCUUGCAAUCUAGAAAAAGAUAAUAAACAAUGCAAGAAGGACAAGGAUGAAUUGUGGAUUCAUUACAAGCCUUCAUUAUUUCAGCACAUUGGUACAUACUCUUCGUUAAAAGGAAAGGUUCAGAAACUUAAGGACAAGCAGUUUGGUAAAGUGAACCUUUUUACGCCACACAGCAAUCCUGAUGCUGAGGUCUCGUCACAGAUCAAAGCUUACAAGCAGUACACCCUCAAGCGAGCAUAUGAGGGAGAGACGUUCUUCUGGGGACUGCUGCCUCAACCUGGGGACCAUCUCUUGUUCAUCUUCAAGACUCCUCUUUUCAUCAAAAAGUACACUUUUCGUAGCGGGAAUGCUGAGCACCCGUCAGAUAGAUUGUACAACACGACAGUUGAAGUAUUACCUCAACAAUUGCCAAUCACCUAUGACACUUACAAUACUACUGCUGACGGUUUCAUCAUUGUUGGCAAGUUCGACAGCCUGGGCUUGGCGGAGGGCCCAGUACCUCGAGCGCUUGGUAUCAUACGGCAGAUGAGGCUCACUGUCCACAGUGAGACAGACAACUGGGCGAUACUUAGCGAGAUUUCAAUUCUACCAGACCUGGGCAGAUGACAUCGCUUGAUGGCUCGCAGGCGCCUUCCUGCAUCGUGAUGUGCCAUCUGUUGACUGUCGUCUCAUCGUGAUGUUCCUCAGCUUAAACCUAAACAUCAUAACAUGAGCUCUGUCAAUCUUGACAUCAUGGUGGAUACAUCAUACCACGACAUAUGUCAUACUCAUAGUUAUUGUUGGCCAUUCAACUCUAGUAUUAUUGUGAUCACUUAUUUUAAGAACUGUACAUAAAAUUGACUAUUUUUGUUAAACUGCCUAGCGGAUCCUAUGAAGUGUCUGACGCAAUGCCAAUAAGUGCCACGCUUCUUGUACAUUUUGUAAAAACAUAACUUUGAAUUUUACCACAGUAUGAAAUAGGAUAGUUGAAAUUUAAAAAUGUGCUUCUAUUUCAGUGCUUUAGUUAAUAUUAGUGUUUUAGUUUUAGUUUAUUCAUUUUCAAAACGCAUUGCCCAUUUACAGGCUGUGAUUUUAUCUCAAUAAUUUUUUCCUCUUAAUUAUAUCAGUCAUUUCUUUCUGGCCUACACUUUAUAACUUUUAAAUCAGUUAAAUUUUAAUAAUUUCUUAUCAAAAUUUUGUAUGAUAAUUUAAAACAUAUUACAUUGUUUACAAUUCUUAUGGAAAUCAAGAAUUCUAAGACUGAUGCUUUGUUCAAUUUGUCUCUAUUACAAGUCAUAGCAUUUCUAAUAAAACAAAUUUGUAUUGGAUUGAGGCUACCAACAUUUCUUUCUUAGCAUUUUAUAACACUCCAUUUAUAUAUUAAUUUUUAAAUUGACAGUUUUAUUUUAUAUUACAAAGCAAUAAACCAUGAUGUUUAAUGUAACUUUGUAUACCAAUUGAAUCUUCUUAAUUACUGUAAGAGUUUAAAAAAAUAACAGUUUUGUUAAAAAUAGAAGAAUAAUGCUAUAUUUAUUAUUAUAAAUGAGAAAGUUUGUGGAAAUGUUUGGAUGUUUGUCACUCAAUCACACAAAUAUAGUGGACAGACAUAAAUAAAAUAUACGUUACUUGGAUGUCAGAAUACAAACGCAAGCAUAUUUGUGUUCCAAAAUAUGUCCCACUCUUAACCUCUUCUCGCAUGGAGGCACUAUACAGUGCCAGAAGAUUAAUAACCUUAGACUUAAUGAUUGCAUACACAUUUGGAUUAAUAUUGGAGAUUGGCAAUAAGAAUAUUUUAUUUUGUACUGUUGUUUCAGUGUAAAGGUAAGUAAAAAUAGCAUGUCUUAUCCAAUGAAAUGUGUAUAUUAAACACAUAUAUUUAAAUAGAAGCACUUUUCUCUUUCAAAACUAUAAACGGAAAAAAAUGUAUGUGGCCCCACAUGGUGCACAUGUAGUUGUUUACAAUUUUGCAGUUAUUAUUUUAUAUACUGUCCUAUAUAGGCCAUAGUCUAAACAAUAGUGUAUUCUUACAGUCAAGAAUAGGAAAUGCAAGAAGAUUAUGUAAGUCAGUUAUUGGAAGGUCCUUCCAGUGACCUUGAUAUUCCAUCAGGUUCAGAUUUAUCUGAUAUCGGGUGUGAUGAUGAAGACUGACAGAAGAACUGGCAGAACUCUUGACUCAAGAAAUUGGGAAAAGCUCUAAUGAGAACUUAUGCUCAAACGUAAGUACAGAAUCAUUAACUAAUGACAGACAGACCUGGACAUUCAUGACUGAACUUGACAAGACCCAUAGCACUUGUACAAAAUUGAAACUAAACAACCCAAAUACCCACUGAUCUUAAAAAAUGCCCUAGCUACAUCUUUCAUGGCUCAAAGUUUUGUAGCAAAAAAAGAGGAAGACCUUGUUAACGAGCCUUCUCCAGAACCACUGAAAAAGCAGCAAAUUCCAAUCAAAAUGCUAUUGAAGUAAGGUAUGAUGGUGUAAGCCACCACCCAAAGGAAACAUAGACUGUCUAUCCUCCCAGAAAAAAGUGGCAAGAUCCAUCAGCAGGAAGUGUAACGAACCAGUUUAUCCAGCUUGCAUGGAGUGUUUCCAAACAAAAUUCAAACAUUGAAAAAAUGUGUACUUUUUAUGUGUAAAACAUAAUAAAGUUGAGUUUUACUAAAA